Kuraishia capsulata CBS 1993 is the source of this 7794-nucleotide messenger RNA. RefSeq lists its product as uncharacterized. The transcript has a single exon. The coding region runs from base 1 to 7794 and encodes 2597 amino acids. The record is from RefSeq and is a predicted model, not a curated record. Lineage: Eukaryota; Fungi; Ascomycota; Pichiomycetes; Pichiales; Pichiaceae.
AUGAAUUAUAUAUGGAACCAGCAGGCCACUGUUGUGCUGUUGGCAUUGGUCAUAUGGCACUACGGUACGAAGCUGCUUCUGCGGCUGUUGUUGGGGUUGAGAUACUCCUACAUUAACCCGUUCACGUUGAAAAUUCGCAAUGCUGAGUUGUGGCUGGCAGGACAGACGGUUUCUGCUAAGAAACUGCAACUGCAAAUCAAUUUGUUCUCGAGGAGUAAGAAGUUGAUUACCCUGAGGGCUACUGAGGUAAGCAUUCAGCUCGUUAAAGCAAGGACUGGUGGAGAAACCCUCCCAAAAGACAGCCAGCGAGACAAAAAUGUGGAUAUUGAGGCUUUUCUGAAGGACCUGGAUUUUGAAUACGAUAAGCCCUUGAAGAUUUUUCCUGACCAUGCAAAGCUACGAUUUCUGACUACAUUGAUGACAAGAUAUCUACCGUCUACAGAGAUCAUUGUUCAAGACGUGACCAUUGGGUUUAAAGAGUGCGAAGACAUUGCGUUUUAUAUUGGAUCUGUUGGUUUUGUUACAGAUGCUGUAACUGAGUCUGACAAGAGAUCUGUGUCGGUAUUCUCUGGUAUGAUCAAGGGAGCACAGACCAAGUUCCUUUUCAGCUAUGCCACGAUCAAGUCCGUCACGUUCACAGACGGAAUACGACAUUUUCCUCUGGUGGACAUGUUGAGCCUGAAUUUGGGGAUUGUCAUUGAUCUGGGCGAGUCUUCUGUGUAUUCUUUGCGCUCCACCUUAAAAGCCACUGGUGUGAACAUGCCUGUUUUCCCUCUUAUGUGGGUUCAAAAAACACUAUCGUCGCGAACGAAGCCUGAUGGUGUUCCUGGCAACGAUGAGACGAAGGAGAUUUCACAAAAAGACGCUCUCAAGUUUCUGUAUGUCGCAAAUAGUUGCUUGAAGAUGCUGGAAGAGGUGGAUGUUUCCAUCGAUAGGGUCUCUGUGGAUCACAUUCCCAUUUUAUCUUCCUCAGAGAUUACAAACGCACUUUCCUCAAAGCAACUCUACUCUAAUGUGGACACAAUUUUUGCCUCGGUUGGGCUCAAGAGCUUUUCGCUGAACUUCUCCAAGCUCCGAUUCAAUAAUGCUGGGUUCGAUCUCCACUUCGAUAAGCUUGAUAAACCGGUACAGUUGCUGGUAUCUCUUUCCAGUGCCAGGGUUUUGUUGGACCUAUCCCAUUGUUCAAAGGCUACGAAAGGACAGCCUUGUACAGUCGAGACCUUUACUGUUCCCAGCAUGAACUGCUCCAUCAACUCCAACGUUCUCUUCCAAGGACUCAAGGCGUUGUCAAAUGGGAAAUCUUCUCGUGCAAUUCUAUCCGUGGAUUGUACUCUGUGGAAUCCUAUUAUGGAUAUUUCAGCCGUUCAUCUGGGGCUUUUGAUCUCCAAGUUCAAGGAGAUAUCAUAUCUGAAUGAUAUGGAACAAUCUCCAAUACCUUCAAAAUCACGCGGCGAACAUGGUGUGAAACUUGAAACGUUGAUGCUGGCAUAUUCGAGAUUGUUUACAUUGGCCCCUCCAUCGUUCGCUAUAAGAUUUUCGGUCGAGAAACCAACUUUCAUCCUGAAGCAUGUUGAUGAGACUUCAAAUAGCAUAUAUAUGCUGGUAAUUCGUCCGUCGAUGUUGGGUGCAGUGGUUCACUCGUCAACUGAAAGAGACGAAGACGACUCUUAUGGACUUGAAGUUCGGUGUAUCGCUUCUCAGCUCGACGUCACCUUCUCUAAGAAACGGUAUGAUUGGGUACAAGAAUCAGCGGGUCUUCCUGAGAAAGCCGCCGUGAAGAAAAUUGCAAGCUUCAGAGACGUCAAGUUCAAUGGCCAAUGUGAUAUCAAGCCAGAACUGGAAUGUUCUCUCAGAGGAGACUUUGAACGCUUUUUUGUGGAUCUUUCUGAACUCGAGACUUUGGACGGUAUUGCAAAAAUCUUGGACAGUGUCAGCAGCAACAUAGAUUCCCCAAGGUCAGGGUUGAAGAAACAUUCCAGGAGCAUAAACUUUGAUCAGAUUAAAGAGAUGCUGUUCAGAGAUUUGCCGAAAUGGGUGAAGAAGUUUGAACUUCAUGGCCGCGAAUUUGAGGCCAAACUGGGAUCUAGGUCGGUUUUGUUACCUGCCUCUCUUGUCACCCAGGUGAACAUCCCAGGAGGAGGUGAUCGAGUAGGUGGUUCGUUCAGAAAAGUACACGGCAAUGUUGGAUCCUGGGAUGUGGUUUUGAAAGGGACACCCUCUGAUCCUUCAACAGCAGAUUCGGAUUCGCUUACAAGCUCUGCCGAUAGUUCACAGCAUGAUUCAUUCCUGGACUUUUGGCGUUUCAAUGUGGGUAUUCACAACGUCGUUGCUGAUACUAUGAUAGAGAGAGCUCCUAAAGAUGACCAAACUUUAGAUGAGAUGAAACUCAAGAAAAAGGUCUUUUUGCGUUUUCCUGAGCUGUUGUUGGUGGUCCGGGGAGCUUUGGAUCUCACAACUAAGAGGAACGAGAUUCUGGUAGACAUUGUGUCGACCAAUCUGGUUUUGGACUACAGUCUUGCAACCCAUUUCAUCAUAAUGUCGUCCAUUCAUCUACUCAAGAACACAAUUAUCAAGACAAAGGGGUCAAAUGAAUCCAAGAACAUGCAUAGCACCGCUAAGAAUGACAUCAUGCUUAAUCUCAAGCAGGCUUGGAGCAUGAUUAGAGCUCGUUUCUCCAACAACCAGACUUUCAUAACUCUAGGACUCCCUGGUGACUUCAGCAUGAAGCUUGACUUUGCGUCUUCCGAUCUCGUUAUGGAACCCGAUUCACCUGUGGUGUUUACUAAUCAGUCCGCGAGAAUGCAUGUUCAAUCCCCUACAAUGCAGGGAUACUGGUCCCGGUUCUUGACAUUCCAGUCCAAUGAAUUGCUGUUCCAUUUGGACAAACUUAUAAAGGGUGAAAUCAACUUCCAGGGAGAAAUGGUGAACAAUGUGGUCGAGCUUAUGAAUUCAGGCUCGGUGAUGACAAUCCCCAACGAGUUUGUCAUUCACAAAUUGUUUGACUCGCUGGGAACUUCAGUUAAGGUGCUUAAACAGAUCCACUACAGUUUGAAGACAAAUUCAAACGAGUCUUGUAUGAGUGCAAAAGUGAUGAAGCCUAUUGCGUUGCCCAGGAUGAGGUUGAAGACCAGACGGUUUGCAUUUGGUAUGGUGGAUGAUCCAUUUGAAGUGGAACUGGGCAUGAUUUACCAACUGGGAUUACUGGAACAGCGUGAUAGAUUAGCGAAGAUUGCUGAGUUCAACGAAAAGGUCAAGGAACUGAUGAAGGAAGAUACCCCAAGUCCACUAUUCGAAAGUCUGACCCGUCUUGAUGAGAGAGUUGCUACCGACACAAUUGCCCAUGUUAAGCGAAAGAGCUCCCGGAAGGAUUUGAUUAGUCCUUUGAGCAGACAUGACCGGCCUCAUACAUCUGCUACAUUUCCAAGAAGUCCUCGUGUACGGUCUCAAUCUCGUGGUGGAGCUCAAAGGCUGAUUGAUGAGCUCGAUCAUAAGAUGUAUGUCUUGAGAAAGAACUUUCAGAAGUCCUGGCUGAGAUUGGUCCAGGACUUCAGGAUAAAGAGAGAGCUUUAUGCUAGGGAAAAUGGCAAAACUCUCUGGAAUCUUGUACAUGAUCAUACAGCGUCACCAGAGUUCAACAGCCACGUCCUGGCCAUGCCUGAUAACCCUCAUCUUUUAUCGGUGAUAAUUGAGGGAGCAGAGAUGAUUAUCAAACAGCCCACUUUUCCCUUGGAGAAACUUCCAGAUUUCAUAUACGAAGAAGGAAAGGGUGUUCCGAGAGAAACAGAGUACAGUUUGCUGUUGCCCGUUUCGUUGGAAGCAAAGGCCAGAGAGGUUAGGGCACAUAUCAGAGACUAUCCUCUCCCUCUGUUAUACAUGCCACCACCAUCUCAGCCCAAAGAACCAGCUAUACUGUUGCGAGGAAACUUUGUCGUAACGGAACAGUUCUACGACGAUCCUUCAAAUGUUCGACAUGUGCAUGUUCCACUUGUUCCGGGAUCACCCCAUGGAAGCAAGUUCUUUUCUCUUGAUGUUCCGCGGACCGUUGCUUCUGUCAAGAUCAUUGCAAAUGCCAGUGUUGAUGUGCUCACAGACCAGCCCACGACAUUUACCUGGGGUGUUUCAUACACUCCUGCCAUCCAGCAGAUGAUGAUGAACUUCGAUGCCUUCUCUAAACCGCAGCUGGAUCCCUCGGAGAAAAUAGGUGUUUGGGAUAAGGUAAGGUCGAUUAUGCAUGGACACGCUGUUUUACGCUGGACAAACGAGAAUGAGGUCCGUGUGAAUCUGAAGGGCUCAAGUGAUCCAUACGAAGUUCUUGGAGGUGCCGCAGGUUUUGUGCUGAGUUUCAGGAAAAAGGUUUCAAUUGAAGUUAACAAAACUGGGCAUUCAAGGGACUUCUUGGUGGUGGAUGCCAAAGAAGUAUUAUGGGCUAUUCCCAACCUUGUAUCUCAAGCCUUACCGGUAUGGUCCAACAGGAGCUCGAAAUCUGUUUUCUUGCCGAACUCAGACACUUUCUUUGCUUCCUCUUACGGUUACUUCUUAGAUGACACUCAGAAUCAGAGUUAUCCGGAAAAUGCAAGGGACGUCAUGAAAAAUGACUACUAUGCCAAAGUUAACUUGAAGCUAUACGGCCAGAUACGGUUUAAAUUGGGAUUUCUAUUCGAAAGAAAGUCGCCUGAUGGUGGUAGGUCUUCAGACUUCAUUCCACACUAUAAAGUCAAGUUAACCAACGCGGAAUAUGUGAAGGGCUUGGACCAUUACGAUGCGUACGACGGGUUCAGAAGCGAGUACAUCCACAUGGCAUUUUCUCUGAUCGCACCCCGGUCCGUCAAGGGCGAAGAUGAUACCACAGAAUCCUCCAACAGCAUUCAUCUGUCACCUAAUACAUUCAACGCUUUCUUUAGUUGGUGGAACAUGUUUGGCGGAGAUGUCGGUCUGCCCAUCAGAAAUGGCACUCUCUUUGGUCCUAAAGAAGCAACCAAAAAGUUUGGUGCGCAUCUUUUCACCAUCAAGUUUCAGUUUUUGCUGGAGCCUCUGUUUCUAUUCCACGGUUACCGUGGUGACUUGUCGGAGCCUGCUACAGAGGGAAUUGUUGAUAUGGUGGGCCUUAAGGCAAAGAUUGACAGUUUCUCUGUAGAUCUGCAUCAGAGGAAGGAGGUUAUGGUGAAACGAAACAACGAGCUCAACACCUCGCAGCAAAUCAUGAAAAUGAAGAUGUAUCUUGGUGAAAUACUGCUCACCGACGUGGAUAUUCGUGCUGUGGAGGCUUUAUUUAAGCUGGACUUGGAUACAAGUGGCCACGGCGAGCACGUAUUGCGAGUCUUUGAUGAUGAUGAAUCCUGGUUCGAUAUUCAGGACACAGAGGAGGAAGGCCUCACUUCGGUGAAAGGUAUGACUUCUUCUGCAAGGAUCUUGCCAUUUUUAUUUGCUCCGAUGAUCUCUUACAAGCGAGAUACCGACCAUGGAAAGACUGGCAACGAGAGUGACCCACAAUUCAAGCCAUUUGGAGAUGAACCUUCACACGACUGUACGCUAGGAAAAAACUCUCAUGAUAGGCCACACGAUGAAACUUGGGUAUCGUCUGAUCCGGUGAUUGUGAAAAACAUAGAAGAGGAAGAAGAAAACCUAAUUUCCAGAAUGAACCACAAACUAGAGAAUGCGGACCAACUCUACAACGAGGUUGUGAGUGAUGCGAGCUCUACAGUUGAGCAGAAAGCGUCAGAAGCUGUUUUCAACAAUGUUUUUGCUCUAAAUCAUAUUUUGUUGAAGUGGAACUGCAAUGUGCGUAAUCUGGUGUUCAAGUACUUUCACAACCAAGGUGUGAGAAGAGCAUAUAGGAAGUACGGAAAAUAUCAGGUGUUCAAGGUUGCAGAGGAGGCUAUCGAUGCCACUUUGCGGAGCAGUGCUGGGACUGAAACUGAGGAAUCCGACGAUUCUUUCAAGUAUACCGUUGAUGAGACAACGUGCACCGAAAGGGUGGCCAACUUCGAAGAAGACUUGCGGAAAUUUGCAGAGGGUUUCGGCUUUACUCCGAAGAACGAUUACUCCAUCAGCUUGGUGGAGCCGCAGAUCCAACUUUUCACAACAGAAGACUCGGAUUCAUGCGCUUUGGUUACUUCUCCCAGAAUUGAUCUGAACAUUGUUUCAAUAAUCAAGCAAUUGAAAGACACAGAGGGAAAGAUUGUCGAAACUGUGGAAGAUGAAACCAUUCAGACAAGAUUUGGAUCAUUUCUCAAAGAUGCCAAUGUAUUUGUGUUGUAUAAAGAUGACGUUGAGAUGAUAUCAUCCUAUUCCUUACCUUCCUAUGGCUCCAAAUCGAAUUGGCCGCCUUGGCUCUCUCACGAGGUUCCUCCCGACUUUCUUGAAAGCCACAUGUUGCUAGAGAAAACAUCUAUGGUUAUCAGGUACGAUAAGGUGGACGUACUGGGAUUAUCCAGUCGGAUAGGCGAGAAAGACAGAAUUAUAGUCGAUGUUCCAAAAGUGGCUGCCUCUUGUGAUUCUAAGCAGUACUUUGCGUUCUUCGUUCUCGUGGUCGACCUGUUGAUCUAUUCGGAGCCUUCAUCGCAACGACUGAACGAGCAACUGCAAAAGCUGCUAUUGUCGACGGAUCUCUCUGACUUGGAGGGUGUAAGGACCCAGAUCAGAAAGUUGCAGAACGAGUUCGCUGCUCUUCGUGUCAUCUCCAAGAACUUUGACUACAGGAGAAGCAUUCUUUCCGAGGAGGAAUUCGAUCUGGCUACUGAGAUCAGAAAAAGAAAGGCCGUUGUUUCGCGUGAGCUCUUUCUUUUGGUGAAUCUGGUAACAACGGGUGCUUCCAAAGAGUCGGGAGUAGAGUGGACUAUCAGGGCAGAUGAGAUUGGAGUGAGCAUGUUGGAGAGCAACCGCAAGGCUUUUAUUGACCUUUCCGUCAAAAAGGGCACCUUCAGAAGGAUUGAACAAUCUGGCGGUUUUAACACCAACGUUAUCGAGGUUGGAAUUAUCAAUGCCUCGAACAAGUAUGAUCAGGCACUGUUUCCAGAACUGCUUUCAGGUUUUGACGACAAGUCGGAGGAUACUCCUCAAGGAAAGAACCAGAUUGAGCUAUCAUGGGCUAUGGAGUCGGCUGUUGGUGGCAUAAAAAUUAUUAAAGACUUUGAUAUCAAGCUGCAACCUUUGAAACUUCAGUUGGACGAGGCAACUGGUAACAAUAUCAUGAACUAUGUGUUUCCAUACGAUCCCGACUUUGGUACUGUGAAUCCUGCUGCUUACGCUCAGAAUGAUAUCAAGGACAAGUACCAGGAGGAAGAGUUGCAUAAUGAUCUGGAAAAGGCCAUGAGCAGAAGAAAUAGCGACGUCAGCUCGGAGAGACUCGUCAUGGAGUCUUCGAUUAAAAACUCCUUGGAUGGAGUCAUUGAUGAAGAGGAAGAUGUGGAAAGCACCAACCAAGUGGAAAGCUCUGAUAGUUCCGACUCGGACGAUGAUGAGAAUAUGACCCAAAUGGUCAAUAGGGCUUCCUCUUAUUUCAGUCUGGUUUCUGUGUGUGUUCACAGCGUCACUCUGUGUAUCAGCUUCAGAGGUUCUGGGCUGAAACGACUCAUCAACGUGUUUGAGUUCGUUCUCAGGGUCCCAACUUUUGCGUUUGAAAACAAGCUCUGGGGGACCAUAGAUCUCGUGAAUCACCUUAAGAAGGUGGUGAUCAAGGCUUUGCUCGCGCACAGUUCCUCUCUCCUUGGCAACAAACUGAAAAUUCACUCCCGCAGACGAAGACUGAUGAAACAGCUGAAUCUGAAAAGACUACAGAAAGACAUCAAUAAAUAG